Molecule: messenger RNA, 1905 nt
Organism: Arctia plantaginis
Lineage: Eukaryota; Metazoa; Arthropoda; Insecta; Lepidoptera; Erebidae
Source: the annotation of a GenBank genome assembly
AUGAUGGAACAUAGAGCAAAGAAAAGGAAUCACGGCCCAACGUCAGACAAGGCGAGAGGAAAAGGGCGGAAUCGAGAUCAUGCGGCCAAACAGAAAUUGAGGGUGGCCCGAGAGGAAGCCAAACCGGGACAAACAAAAGGACCUCUGCCUUCAAAAUAUUUGCCCGGCGCAUGUCAGCCUGACUCAUGCGGCGAAGAGGCGGCGUGCGUGCCUCACAACGAUACUAUGCACUCAUGCUGGUGCACUUCGAACGGGAUGCCAGUUACGGAGGAUCUCAAAUGCCCCAGAAACACAGCCAAAUACUUUCCCGGCGUAUGCCAGCCUGAGUCAUGCGGCACAGAGGCGGCUUGCGUGCAGUACAACAAUAGCAUGCACACCUGUUGGUGCACUUCGAAUGGGCUGCCGGUCACUGAGGACUUGAAUUGUCCAAGAAGCACAGUUCCCGUGACGCUAAAGCCUAUCUACAAUGUGAUCCCACCGGGCCCAUCGAAUGCUUCAGCUGAGUCCAAAUACGCUGCAUCACCACCCACCGCGCAAGUAUCAAAGUCCUUGAUAUCGGCAAGAGGAGACAUUUACGCUGAAUCUACAUCAGCUAACGGAUCUCUGAUAGAGUCUGGGGUGACCGCCGGCAUGGGUACCUUGAUAAUAGGCACAGUCUUUGGUGCCGUAGUACUAAUCCUUCUGGUAUCCAUAGCCGCUUUCUACCUCAAAAAACGGAUUUGUCGCCUUGAUGGAAAACCGAAACCGCAUGUGCGACCAGGAGAACCUCUACUAGCUGAACGGUAUAUAACAAACCCUCAGUAUGGAGUCUACGGGGCGGGCAACGUGGUACCAGUGACAGGACCAGGGACCCCUGGAGAUGACGAUACCAAUAAGUCGCAGGUGCUACUCCUUGAUCGGAACACACUCACAUUCCUGGAAGAAGUCGGUGAAGGAUGCUUUGGAAAAGUUCAUAAAGGACUACUUAGAACUGCAACAGAAGAACAAGUUGUAGCCAUAAAAGUAUUAAAGGAAAGCGCGGGUCGCAGCGCCACAGAAGACUUUGUGAGAGAAGUUUCUAUCAUGUCUGCAUUUCGCCAUGCAAAUAUUCUUGCACUUGUUGGAGUUGUGUACAGAGACGAUAUUAAUGCAAGCCCUUGGAUGGUAUUUGAGUACAUGGAGUGGGGAGACUUAGCUGGUGUCUUAAGAGGAUCCCGGGGUGGAGGAAGACCAGGACCACCUUUAGACGAACCUGCACUGUUACACGUAGCUCUACAAAUUGCCCGUGGAAUGCAAUAUCUUGCUUCUCGAAGAUUUGUUCAUCGAGACCUCGCAGCUAGAAACUGUCUCGUCGGCGCCAAUCUUACAGUAAAAAUUGCUGACUUUGGGAUGUCACGAGAUGUCUAUACUUGUGAUUAUUACAAAAUGGCCGGUGAAAGACCGAUGCCAGUUCGAUGGAUGUCGCCUGAAAGUAUAGUGUAUGCAAGAUUUACCCAUGAAUCAGACGUUUGGUCUUAUGGAGUUGUUCUUUGGGAGAUAUACAGUAGAGGGAAGCAACCAUUCUAUGGUCAUAAUAAUGAUAGCGCUACCAAGUUAAUUUUAAGAGGCAUAUUAUUAGUUCCUCCCGAAGAUUGUCCACGAUUUGCAUUUGAUUUAAUGCGUGCAUGUUGGAAGGCAGAACCCCUUGAAAGGAUAGGUUUUGAUGAAAUUUGUAGAAAAUUAGACUUGGCAGCAACAGGAGAUGAAAAAGCAAUGCAAAUUCGUCUGCCGCGACCACCUCCACCACCUCAGGAUUCAACAGGCUAUUUGAUACCAAAGGAACAAGCGCCAGUUGAUUACUUAAAGCUGUCAUUACCUAUGCCUGAGGAAGAUGCAGAAGCUGCUUCAGACUCUAGUGAGGAGGACGACGAUGAGGAGUUUACUUGA